CAGUCCAAACUGAUUGGUAUCCGGAUCUCGGAGAAAGGAAGCAACCUUUCUCCCUCCUUCCAUAAUCCCUUUUUAAUUUCCCUGAAACAAAGAAAAGUCGAACGGAAAAGCGCGGGAAAAAGGCCUGGGUUGACUUUUGAAAAACCGCGCGAAUUUGCCAGCUGAAUUUAAAUCGGUGGAACGAAAGUGAGUGUGAUUAUGUGCUAGUGCCAGAAUCGAAGGAAAGAACAUAUAACAAUAAGACACAAUAGAAAGAAACAAUAAUCGCUAUGACCAACAGUAUGAAGCAAACGGUUAUCAAAAAUCCGACAUGGUGGAAGAGACGGUCCGGUUUGGAACGCGGGUUAACGGUGAUAGCCGUUUCCGGAUUCCUCUUGUGCAUCGCUUUGGCCGUGGCGCUCGGAAUUUUGGCGUCCAACAGGACAUGCAACACUACAUCGAGACCCGAUCCUGUUAAUACAGAGAUGCUACCGUCCACAGCCGAAGCGUUAAGCGGCUCGGAAACGUCGAGCAAUGUCCAUGUCAUACAGAAAAGCCCGGAAUGCGAUAUAUGCUUAACAUCUGGAUGCGUAAACACAGCCGCACAGAUACUGAAAAAUAUGGAUCGUAACGUGGAGCCGUGCGAUGACUUUUAUAAGUUUGCCUGCGGUGGCUUUCUCGAGACCACCAUCAUUCCUGAUGAUAAAACCAGCGUAAAUGCGUUCUCCGUUAUCGUCGACGCCCUUUUGGAACAACUACGGACCAGUAUCGAGCAGGAGAGUUCUCCGAAUGAGCCGAGACCAUUUAGGCUUGCUAAAGAUUUUUACAAGGCAUGCAUGAAUAAAACCGCUAUCGAGAAGCGAGGCUUGCAACCGUUAUUGGACAAUCUCCGAAAACUCGGUGGGUGGCCAGUUCUAGAUGGAGAACGAUGGAACGAGGGUGACUUUACUUGGAAAGAUGCCGUCUACAAAUUCCGCAGAUUAGGCUAUUCCGUUGACUACUUCAUCGAUUUUGGCGUCAGUGUCGACUUGAAAAAUAACUCGAGACGCCUGAUCGAUCUUGAUCAAGCAGCUCUUGGUCUGUCGCGCGAAUAUCUGUCGAAGGGUUUCAACGAGAAAAUCGUUCAGGCAUAUUAUAAGUAUAUGGUGGACAUUGCUGUGAUCCUUGGAGCUGAUCCGGACCGAGCUAGUAAAGAACUGAAAGAGUCACUUGAAUUUGAAAUCAAACUCGCAAAUAUCUCGCUACCUAAUGAAAAACGACGCAACGUAACUCUUCUCUACAACCCCAUGACCGUGAACCAGCUAUCCGCGGCUUAUCCUAGCAUUCCAUGGUGGGAAUACUUCAACACAAUCUUGGCGCCGCAAGCGCAACUAAGUCAGGACGAAAUCGUUAUCGUGAACGUACCCAGUUAUUUAAAGGCUUUCGAACGACUGAUCAGCGAGACGCCAAAGAAGGUGCAGGCAAAUUAUGUGUUUUGGAGGGCGGCAGCCGCUUCGGUCAGCUAUCUAACGGAUGAUAUCCGAAAGAGACAGUUGAAAUACACGCUAGAGUUGAAUGGCAAAACGGAGAGGGAACCGAGGUGGAAGGAAUGUGUAGAUAUUGUUUCCGGCAGUAUGGCGAUCAGCGUCGGUUCGAUGUACGUGAGAAAAUACUUUAAGGAGGACGCGAAGAAGACCGCUCUCGAAAUGGUCGAAGAUAUCAGAGAGGAGUUCACGAAGAUUCUGAAGAAGGUGGAAUGGAUGGACGAGAAGACUAGAGCAAACGCCUUGGAAAAAGCAGCCGAUAUGACAUCACAUAUUGCUUAUCCAGAUGAGUUGCUUGAUGACAAAAAGCUAGACGAAUUUUACGAGGGACUCGAAUUAAACCCCGAUAAUUAUUUAGAUAGCAUUUUGAACCUGACCAUCUUCGGAACGAAUUUCUCAUUCGGUAGAUUGAGAAAACCGGUAAACAAAACCGAAUGGAUUACUCAUGGAAGGCCGGCUGUUGUCAAUGCUUUCUACUCAUCGAUCGAAAAUAGUAUUCAAUUUCCCGCGGGUAUCUUGCAAGGAACAUUCUUCAAUAAUGAUCGACCGCGUUACAUGAACUACGGCGCCAUCGGCUUUGUCAUUGGCCAUGAGAUUACCCAUGGUUUCGACGAUCAAGGCAGACAGUUCAAUAAGGAAGGUAAUCUCGUAGAUUGGUGGGAGCCGGAGACAAAGGAGCACUAUCUCAGACGGGCCGAAUGUAUAAUUUACCAGUAUGGAAAUUAUACUGUGAAAGACGUCGGAAUGAACCUGAACGGAAUAAAUACCCAAGGCGAGAACAUCGCCGAUAACGGCGGCAUAAAAGAGGCGUAUUACGCGUACAAGGAAUGGGUGAAACGAAACAAGCCGGAGCAGAGAUUGCCGGGUCUGUCGUACAGCCCGGAACAGAUGUUCUGGAUAAGCGCGGCCAACAGUUGGUGCAGCAAGUACCGACCGGAAGCAAUGAAGCUGCGGAUCACGACGGGAUUCCACAGCCCCGGCGAAUUCCGCGUGCGAGGUCCGUUGUCGAACAUGGAGGAAUUCUCGAGCGACUUUAAUUGCCCGGUCGGCUCUAAAAUGAAUCCCCAGAAGAAGUGCGCCGUAUGGUAGAUCUCAUAUAUGUCAAUGAAAAAAAAAUUGGUUCCGCGACCGCUUUUGAUCCUGUCAGCUGUAGUUUCAACUGCUUGUUGUUUACCGAAACAACCAAAAUAUCGUUCGGCGGCUUUAUAUAGUAAAAGAGAGACAUAUUUUCGGAUGUGCAUGACGUUCGUCGUACCUACUUUCCCCGUUUUUGCCCGUUUCUAAAGUCGCGGUUAAUAUUUAUUAUUGUGAUUUUUCGAAUAUCAAAUAUGUCGUAAAAUAACUAUUUAUCAGCUUUUCCGUUGUCAAGUUUCAACGAUUUUAGAAUGUUUACACUGUCGCUUUUAAGAUUGCGCUUUAAUGAGCGCAAAAGAGUCGUAUCUGCAGGAUAUAGAAGUAAUCCGACUUUUUUCUUUUGCAUCCUGAAAAACAGCAUCUCAUCGUAGCAGAGAAUUUUUUAUCAGCGAUAAUACUUGAAGGCGAGAACUGAUAUUUUUGCAAUAUGUAGUAUGAAAUGUGCAAAAAUCUAUGAAGGCAUUCUCCACGAAAAAAAUGGAGAUUAAUGCAAGUGCGCUUUUAAAUGCGCAAGAUAGAUAUGAAUCGUUUUUGGUAAACAAUUUUUAUAAUAAGCAUGAAAUACAUGUCACGAUGCGUGUAAAUAGAGAGAAAAUGAAAUAUUUGAUUUGAAAGUUAAUUAAUUCUACUUCUAUAAGAAGUUAUAUAAUCGUCUAACUGUUUUUGAUGUAUAAGGCAUAGGAUUUCUGUGUUAAUGACGAUGUCAAAAAUUUUAAAUUGUUCCAUAUAAAUAGAGUAACUCGUACAGCAUUAAGCUAAAUUGUCAAACAUAUUUAAACUUUUUAAUUGUUUGUUAAGAAUUUUCAUAGCUUGUAUAUUACACAAAAAUAUGGAUAACUUCAUUAAGAAGGCGCUAUUUAUCUGUUUUUUUUUUAUUCUUGACAGCUCUGUUAAGUCUUGCUUCCUAGAUUAAAUUUUCAAAUAUUCUAUAUGACAUAUAGGAUAAGUAAUAAUAACAUAUACUAUACAGUACACAGGAUAUAAUCCGAAAAAUUAAUAUUGAAAAAGAAUUAAGAAUUUCUUGAUAAAGUUAUACAUUUUCUUAAUAAGAAUUUUAAUACCCGGAUAAUUUUUCAUAACUAUUUUACGUUGAGUAUUAUUUAAUAGUAUUAUCAAAUAGCAAUUAUAAAGAAACUGCAAAUUAAUAAAUAUGCAUUUACGAAAAUAAAGCGCUUAACACAAAAAAAAUAAUGCGAUAUGCGCGAUUUCUUGUAUCUUAAAGUUCUAUAGUUGUAGGUUCUAAUUCUCAAGUACAUCGGAUAUUUCUUCUCUGAAAUUUCAUGGAUAAAAGAAUGCCAAAAUAAACAUUUUCGAUAAC
Molecule: messenger RNA, 3954 nt
Organism: Nylanderia fulva
Lineage: Eukaryota; Metazoa; Arthropoda; Insecta; Hymenoptera; Formicidae
Gene: Nep2
Product: M13 family metallopeptidase neprilysin 2
Biological process (GO): protein processing
Cellular component (GO): plasma membrane
Molecular function (GO): metalloendopeptidase activity
Source: RefSeq, a predicted model, not a curated record